AUGAGCUACCAAGCAGAAAUAGGAGAUUCAGACGUCAUCGAAGGGCUAGAUAUCAGAUUUCUUGUCAAAUCCGGAAUGUUGAGGCUCAUCAAUGACUACAGAACCACUGGGAAAAUGAACUCCACGAUAAAGAUUCAUCUGAUUGGGACAUUCAUCAUCACGUUGCCUUACAUGGUCUGCCAGGGACUUAGCUUACUCAAAGUACAAUACGAUAUUAAGAAGGGUACGUUCGUAAUUUUGCACCCUAUGGCCGCUUUUCAAAUUUAUUGCAGGAUCCUAGUAUUGUGGUUCGGUAUGGAGAGUCAGAGCAGACUGUACAAUAUGAUAAGGAAGGAUUUCCUGAAUAUUCCGAAAGAGCUGAGUGCUGAUGUCAGCGAAUUGUACCAGAAGAAAAACAGGACUUCUAAUUUGUGCUGUAAGGCUACAUUUAUAUGGAAUGCGAGUAUCGAGUUGUUAUAUAUAUUCUUUCCAGGAGUUUCCGUGGACUACAUCCAAAACCGUACCAGAGGCAAACCUGCAGUCAUUUCGGGGAGAAACAAGAUAUUGAGCGGAUGGUAUCCGGUCCCGAUGAGCGAGUACCCUUAUUACGAACUUAUUUAUCUUUACGAAACACUAUGUCUUUUAUGGUCUUCAACACUUCUUGGUUUAUAUUUCUGCAUGUAUUUCCAAUUGCUGAUGUGCCUCUGUACUCAAUAUGUAACGCUUGGCUAUCGGGUUACCAAGUUGAAGGUUGAUCCAGUUAAAUAUAAACGAGACCAGAAAUACAAGUCGAAUAUUUAUAAAGAAUUAUGCGAAGUCCUAAAAGAUCAUCAGAAACUGUUAAGGUACACUGAUGAACUCAGGAGCGUAUACGAUCCUUUGGUGACGAUGACAAUUGGUAUAGGAAUUACCGUUUUGAUCAUUGGUGCCAUCCAGUUCCUCAUAGGGAAGACAAAUGAUCCCGGCAUCAUAUUCAAAUUGAUCCAAAUGUUUUCAUUCAGAACAUUCUUCGAAGUGUCUAUGUUCUGUUUCGGUUCUUCACGAAUUGAAGAAGCUAGCUCAGAUCUCCAGGAUGCCGUUUACUCCAGCGAUUGGUACAAGACUGACUUGAAGUUCAGAAUGGCUGCACAGAUGAUGAUGAUUAGAGCCAGGAAGAGGGUCAACCUCACUGCUUUGGUGAUGUACCCUGUGAACUUGGCGACCUUAGGCUCAAAACCUAAGCAUUACCACUGACCAGUCUUGCUGAAAAAUGCCACACCACUGAGAUUGUUCAGUUUACCUACUCAUGUUCGGCUUUGAUGUCACGAAUGGCAGAAUAAUAUUGUAUUUUUCCUGUGAUUAUUUAUGUAAAUUCAACUGUACAUAUUUCAUAAAAUAAUAAAAUUAUUAGAAAUUAUAA
Molecule: messenger RNA, 1378 nt
Organism: Nezara viridula (southern green stink bug)
Lineage: Eukaryota; Metazoa; Arthropoda; Insecta; Hemiptera; Pentatomidae
Source: the annotation of a GenBank genome assembly